Molecule: messenger RNA, 6641 nt
Organism: Acipenser ruthenus (sterlet)
Lineage: Eukaryota; Metazoa; Chordata; Actinopteri; Acipenseriformes; Acipenseridae
Product: TBC1 domain family member 2A-like
Exons: 10
Coding region: 3437-5674 (745 amino acids)
Source: RefSeq, a predicted model, not a curated record
GAGAGAGAGAGAGAACGCAGUAUGGAAAUAAGUUGUAAUAGUUUUUUUGUUUUGUUUUGUUUUUUUUGGUGUCUAAGCUUACCGUUAAUUAAUAUAUGAAAUAUAGCUUUGACACCACGGAUGUUUUGUGUAUGGGGAAACUCGUUGGGACAGGAAUGAUGUCAAGUCAACGAUUGAGGAAUAAAGUGGCGAGUGAUUUGAAACGUGCAGGACCAGUGAAGACGCCGACACGGUUUGCAAUUUUGAAUACACCAAUGGUUAUUUAAUGCGUGGAGAACAAUCCAUAUUGAUUUAAAUUAACGAGACUGAAACCUGAAGUUUUUAUACUGCUGUAUUACUAGCCGGAUAAACCUGGAGUUUUCUGCAUAUUGCUCUAUUAUUGGCGAGACUGAAACCUGGAGUUUUUAUACUGCUGUAUUACUAGCCGGAUAAACCUGGAGUUUUCUGCAUAUUGCUCUAUUAUUGGCGAGACUGAAACCUGGAGUUUUUUUUUUUUUUUUUUUUUUUGUUGCCUACUGGAUUGUUAUGGAGUUGUCCUGCACGUGUAUUUGAGGAGGACGGCUGACAACUGUAGCGGGACUUAAUCAAUAUUAUGGAAGUUCCCUUCGUUUCUCUUUUGGGAAAAUGACUGUUUAGAUCUAUGUCACGUCCUUUCUUACUUUGCUUGACUUUGUUAUAGCCUCCCGGUCAUUAUUUCUAUAAUAGAUAUGGUUUCAGUGAUUGGGAACUAAUUGAGUACUAAAGGUGUCAAGGAAGAAUGCUCUUAAAUGUGUGUUGUGUGGUGUAAAACGAAAAUGAGUGACAGUACUGGUUAUGGAAUAAAUGUUAAUGGGUGUUUAUUUAAAACCCUAUGCUUAAGUUCUCAAGAGUCAGUUGCAAUUUUUAUAUUGUAGGGUCGCGUAGGUAGAAACUUGGUUUUGCUACAAGGUCCGAGUAACGAGUUGUGUUUUAUUGGGAAGUUUAUAUAUACUUUCCUGGCGCCCGAACUUUAUUAGGCCAAUUUCGUUACAACUGUUCUAGCUUUGUUGUUCUCAGUCUUUAAAAUGUAUAUUAACAAUCUAACAGCUUGCAGCUAACAUGCUUAACACUGUGCGUAAUAAUGAUCUACGGAUAAGCUUGAUCAAUUAUGAAGGAGAUUGUUGAAUUAAUUUGAAGCAGUAGCAAUUUUAUAUAUAAUGUAUGUUCCGUUCUAAUAUCCCAUUAUAUAGUCACUUAUAAGUUACGUUGCAGUACUCCACACCAUUCUUCCCAUGGCCUGAACUCAGAAUAAACUGUCCAGCUAACAAGUUAUAAAUUGUUCAUUGGCUAUGAAAGAAGGGGUUCUUGUUAACUUUUCACUUGUAAUCUUACAUGAGCAUCAUCCAGCCUGUUGUGCAAGAAAAGGCUGAUUGUUGUAUGAUAAUGUGGGGGAGGAAUGUAUCCAAAGAAAAGACAAAAACUUAGUAUGUGGUGUAUUGAGGGUUUAGUAAGUUGAAGGUAAAAUAUUAAACUUCAAAGUAUAUUGAAUUUGGUAUUUGACUGCAUUGUGACCACUUUAAAAUCCACAGCCUUCCUUUAUAGUUUGAGUUAAGCGAACAGAGCAAGGCUAUCAUUGUAUUUUAUUUUAUUUUUUCUUAUAAAGCUAUAAAAUAGCAGCUCUGUAAGUGUUUGCUGUAAAAAGGUUGUCAGUAUAACAAAGGGAAUCCUUUUCAGAUGCUGCUUUGAUAAUACACAAUAGCAUCCCCCAAGCAGUUUUCCCUACAUCUAAAAUUUUUGCAAUGAUAAAAAUGGAUUACUGUGAAGGAAUGGUUUGCAGUGUGCAGGUGUAGUGAUGAUGCAGUGCUCCAGAACAAACACACACAAGACAGUUCACAAUUAACAGCUCUUUAUUUUCAGCUGGGUUGCGUGCCAACAACACUUUAAAUAAUAAGCAUGGGCUCUACACAUCAAUGUGUAUUGCGCCAUGCAAAAGGAGGGUUACAGUCCCGAAAUAAUAAAAACACUUUUUAAACACACAAUACACAGACACAGACAUGUCUCCUGACAGUGGGUGCUCUAGUGCAAGUGAAUGGUGAAAGACAAACACAGAGGUAACAGUAGAUCAGUGUAGUCCGGGGUUUGGUGCUGGCGUGCAGCGACAGCUCCCGGUUCGUGUUAGCCGUCUAGCCAAACAAACAAUGACAGUUAGCUGACAAACAAACAAAACACAAAACACUCACAGUACUUUUAAUUCUCCUGUGCAUACGGUCCUUAUAGUUUAACCAUCAAAACUAAGGAACAGAUCACUGGGGCCACUUCCCCUUAAAACCCUCCGUCAUGCCCUCUUUCGGUGGCGCGGCCAAUCACGUCUCCUCCAAUCCGUGACUGACACAUCACCUACCGCAUUAAGGCGCUGACUUCAGGUAUCGUGGCCCCACCCCCUUCCUGAAUGUCCGGCUUCCGACUGACCCUGGAAUGAACUGCAAAAACAUCCAUUCUGGGGCACUCUGUUCUGGUUAUACAGCGCCCUCAGAGAUUGAGAGGGAGAUUGUUGACGAGGAUUCAUUCAUUCUCUGUCACAAUUACCAACCAUUUUUAUUAGUGGGGCUUGCGAAGCAAGAGUCCCCACUUUAAAUCUUCAACGUACUUCUUCUUCUUCUUAUUCUUUGGCACGCUACUCCUCUUACACCGUUUAAGAUAGAAACACCGUUCAAACUUUAAAACGUGUAGACCGGUCUGGAAUAGUGUGCUUGUAUACAACUUUUUGAUAUCUUUUAUACUUUUUAAACUAUUAAGCUUUUUAUCCUUUUUUUGUCUAUCUUCAUUCACUUUAAUGGGACUUUUUUCAACAUUCUAAAGCUCCCCAUUGUUUAAAAACUCCCAGACUUCCAACAUUCUAUUUACUGUAAACGAUGUAACUUUUGACACAAAUCAGCUACUUUGACCACUUUCCCAACAAGUAAGACAAAAAGUUAGAGGGUAUGACAUCUUUCUCUACUUCUCUGCUAUUCAAAUUUGAAAUCAAAACAUAAAUAACUUUUACCAAUCAAGAGGUCCACCUGUUUUAGUAACCGCACCAACUAAAUUUUUCUCUAACUUUUUAUAAACUGCCAUUUUGACCACUUUCCCAACAAGUUAGACAACUACUUAGAGCAAAUGAAAUCUUCCUCUACUUCUCAGCUAUUCAAAUAUGAAAUCAAAACAGGAAUGGCGUCUACCAAUCAAGAGGUACAGCUGUUUUAGUAACCGCAUCAACUUCUUUCAGUAGGCUACAUCCCACUGUUGAAUUAACUGUCAUAGAACUUUGAGAAAUUUCAAAUUCUAGCACAUUCUAAGCAUGAGACAAUUAAUAAACAAUGUGACUUUUGACACAAAUCAGCUACUUUGUCCACUUUCCCAAUAAAGCAAGCCCCACAACUUGUAAAGUUACCAUCUAGUUUGUUUUGUUUUUGUUUUACAGGCAUUAAACAGCCAAGCCAUGCUGUAUUGGUUGCAGCAGCUGCAAAUAAAACGGUGGCAGCACAAUACCAGCCUGGUGAAAAUACCUGCAGAGCCCUCCACUACCUCCACACAGCUCUGCCAGCUGCCUUCUGCACCUUGGGAAGCACCUCCAGCACCGCCUGUACCUCUGACACCCCCAGCACCUACAGUCCUUUCAGCUCCUUCAGUUUCUUCAGUUACAAACGAGUCUGCGCAGGAAGCAAAGACUGGAGGAAAGAGUUCUCCAUCAAGCAGCAUGAACAAGAGGGAGAAGAAAAUGACCAGUUCUCUUCAGCCUUCUGGGGAGAAGGUGUCAGGAAAGGAGGGGAGCCCCGUGGACAAACUAUCCAGACUCCAGCACGAGGUGUUCACGCUCACUGAGGAGCUCAAGUCACAAAAGGAGCUGGUGCGACUCCUUCACAAGGCCCUGGAGGCAGCACAGCAGGAGAAGAGGACCAGCAAACAGUUCCUGUCUGCAGCAGGGGAGCAGGAGCGGCUGGAACUGGUGCGGCACAAAGAGAGGUGUAUCGCGGACCUGGACGGCCGCCUGGAGGCCCUGCUCAAAGACAAGGAGGAGCUGGAGCAGCGGCUGGCCAUGCAGGACUGCCAAGUGAAUGAGCUGCAGCAGCACGUGCAGCUCAUGAUGGAGAAGAACAACGCCAAGCAGGAAGUCAUCCUCAAGCUCUCCGAGCAGGUGGCCGCCUGCAUGGCUGACCCCCAGCGUACCGUAGCCAAUUCCAUGGGCACAGAGACCUUCUGCAGGCUGCAGGAGAAGAUUGAGAACCUCAAGGACGAUAUUGAGGCGCACAAGAUCCAAAACAAGUUCCUCAACUGUGAAAUCUACCAGCUUACUAAGCUGUGGAGGAACAGUUCAGAAGAGAAGGGCCUCCUGAUGAAGUGUGCCUACGUGGAGGCCAAAAACUGCCAGAUUGAGAGCAAGUACCUGGUCGUGCUGCGCAGGCUGCAGGAGAGCAAAGGGCUGGACAGCAGUCAGCAGGAGAUGGUGAAAAGGCUCAUUGAGGACUCACUGCAGGGAGACAAGAAGGAUGGCUUUAAACUCAACCCUGUCAGUGAGUAUGACGACUAUGGAUUCAAGACCAUUCCUGAUUAUGAAGUAGAGGACGUGAAGCUCCUGGCCAAAAUCCAGGCCCUGGAGAUCCUUUCCAACAACCUGCGCAACAAUGAGAUGGUGGACAAGCCUUUGCGGACAAGGUGGGCUAACUACCUGGCCAGCCGUCCCUUGGACCAGCUGGCUCCCUCCCCAGAGCUGAAGGGCCUGAUCCGGUGUGGGAUCCCUGUGGAGUACCGGGAGCAGGUGUGGCGCUGGAUCGUGAGGACACGGACGCAGGUCUCUAGGAAGUGGAAUCCCAAUCGCUACCAGGAGCUGAGGAAGCACUGCGAGGUGUCGGAGCACCUGGCCUCGCGGCAGAUCAGGCUGGACCUGCACCGCACCCUCACCAGCAAUAAGCACUUCUCCUCGCCCACCUCCGACGCAGUCCAAAAGCUGCAGCGCAUUCUGCUAGCCUUCUCCUGGCAAAACCCCACCAUCGGCUACUGCCAGGGCCUCAACAGGUUGGCAGCUAUUGCACUUUUAGUUCUGAAGGGUAAAGAGGAUGCCUUCUGGUGUCUGGUGGCUGUUGUUGAAAUCAUAAUGCCACAAGACUACUACAGCAAAACCCUCACUGCCUCUCAGGCUGAUCAGAGGGUGUUCCGUGACUUUCUUGCUGAGAAGAUGCCUCGCCUGAUGGCCCACUUCAAGGAGCACAGCAUCGAUCAUUCCCUCAUCACCUUCAACUGGUUCCUGGUGGUCUUCGUGGAAAGUCUGGUCAGCGACAUCCUGCUCAGAGCGUGGGAUGCUUUCCUCUAUGAGGGCACAAAGGUGAUAUUUCGCUAUGCACUGGCCCUCUUUAAGUACAAUGAAGAGGACAUUCUAAAAAUUCACGACAAUCUGGAAAUCUACCAAUACCUCCGUUUUUUCACCAAAACGAUCUCUGAUGGCAGGAAACUAAUGACCAUAGUGUUUAAUGAUAUGAACCCCUUCCCUAUGAAGCUGCUGAAGAACAGACGAGAGUUUCACAUGGAGAGGCUGACAGCCGAGCUGCUGGAGCUGGAGAGGAUACAGGAGGAGUUUGUGAAAGAACAACAAGUGGAGUGCAAAGACAAGGACCUGGACACUGCUGUCAACGAAGAUGAAGAAGUAAUACAGACUGCAGUUAGCUUGCAUCACACGUCCUGACGUUAUUGAAAAAUUACACAUCACUGAUACUAUUUAAACUAAUUUGUUUGCCUUAUUAUUCCCUGCUGUGGAAUAUAGUGGGGCUUACAUAUUGUGUAUGUCACACAUACAUCUAACUGUUAUCCUUUGUCUGUUGUUGACUAUAUAGGUAUGUCAGACUUACAUUUUUACAUGUACAGUUCGGCUCUUAUUUUGUAAUGGCGCGCGUAAUGUACCGACAUACUUGUUUUAGAGUCAACAAAUUAAGUUUACCAAACCUGUCAAAAUGCAGAAUAUUAAUGGAAAUAGGUGUGUUGGUAAUACACACACACUACAUCUCAGCAGUGUGGAGUAGUGGUUAGGGCUCCGGACUCUUGACCGGAGGGUCAUGGGUUCAAUCCCCGGUGGGGACACUGCUGCUGUACCCUUGAGCAAGGUACUUUACCUAGAUUGCUCCAGUAAAAAUCCAACUGUAUAAAUGGGUAAUUGUAUGUAAAAAUAAUGUGAUAUCUUGUAAGUCGCCCUGGAUAAGGGCGUCUGCUAAGAAAGAAAUUAUUAUUAUUAUUAUCUCUGAAUGCUUGACUUCAAAUCCAGUUUAAGUCACACAUGAAAGGAGUAUGGUGGUCCUAAGCCCUCGGCUUCCACAUCACAAAACCAACACACAGUGCAGCACAAUUGGCACAAAGGAUAAACCUGUUUCUUAUCUCAUAAAACAGCCUUUUACUAUAAUUAUCAUCUGUCAGUCUCUGAAUUUCUUCAAUCAGCAGUUCCAUUCCACUCAGAUCAGUUCAGUAAAUUAAUUAUUUUGUAGUUUCCCAAGAAAACAAAAACUCAUUGGAGAUCUUGAAAAUUAAUGUCUUGAAAUGUGAUUAAUUUAGGCCAGGCUAAUCUGAACAAGUACAGAGAUUCCAGUUACUUUUCAGACCGGCAACCAGGUUCCAGAUUUUCUAAACGAGACUAUCUCUGAAAUAAACUUAUUUUUUAUGCA